AUGGCUAAAAGAAUUGCAAAGAAAAUGAUAGUUGGUUAUGCUAGUGAAGAGUACAACAGGGUGUGGGAUUAUGCGGAAGCAAUAAGGAGGUUUAAUCCAGGGAGCACUGCAAUCGUGAAAUGCAUUGGAAUAGACGCACCUCCACCCUUGUUCCAAAGGAUGUAUAUAUGCUUGCCAGCAUGUAAGGAGGGUUUUGUUGCUGGCUGUAGGCCUAUUAUAGGUGUUGAUGGGGCACAUUUGAAGGGACAAUUCCCUGGGGUUUUGUUGAUUGCUGUAGGUAAGGAUGGGAACAAUAACAUCUUCCCCGUUGCAUGGGCUGUGGUCGAAAUAGAAAACGUAGAAACUUGGACUUGGUUUCUAUAUCUCCUUGUAGAAGACCUAAGGUCGGUUAGUCCAUCGAGUAGUUGGGUACAACCAGGAUGUGAAGAUUUCACCUUCAUGAGCGAUAGGCAAAAGGAUUUGGUUGAAGCUUUGAACUCAGUGAUUCCUGAAGCUGAAAUUAGGUUCUGCUGUAGGCAUAUAUGGGCUAACUUCAAGAUCAAGUUCCCUGGAGAGUUGUUCAAACAUCACUUUUGGAAAGCAGCAAGAGCUUACAACAAGAUAUGGAAUCAAAAUAUUUCUGUUGAAGCAUAUGAAUAUCUAGCUGCUAUUCCUGCUAAACACUGGUCUAGGCAUGCUUUUUCUAGUAGGAGUAAGUCUGGGAUGUUGUUAAAUAAUUUUUGUGAGUCAUUCAAUAAUGUGUUAGUAGAAGCAAGGGAGAAGCCUAUAAUUUCUCUUAUGGAGUGGAUUAGGAGAUAUGUAAUGCAAAGAAGUGCAGCCAAAAGAGAAGGGCUGAGUAACUUUAAAGGUGUGUUGAUGCCAGCUAUCACAAAAAUGAUUGAAAAAAAUGCAAAGGAAAUAUAUGCUUUAAGGGUAAUCUUAGUGGAUGUGUCUGAGUUUGAGGUGGAUGAUGAUGAAGAAUCUUACGUUGUAAACUUGACCAACAAGACUUGCCUUUGUGGAAGCUGGAAUCUUAUUGGGAUCCCUUGUAAACAUGCCAUGGCUUGUAUUGCUCUUAGAAAAUUAGAUGCCAGCGAAUUUUUCCAUGAGGCGUAUCUUGUAGAAAUGUAUGCAAAGACGUAUGCUCCAAAGUUUUAUGGUAUGCCAAGACACAAAAUGUGGCCGACAACCACUUUAGCCAAACCACUUUAG
Messenger RNA from Amaranthus tricolor (Joseph's coat), 1191 nucleotides. RefSeq lists its product as uncharacterized. The transcript is spliced from 3 exons. The record is from RefSeq and is a predicted model, not a curated record. NCBI's taxonomy places the organism in Eukaryota, Viridiplantae, Streptophyta, Magnoliopsida, Caryophyllales, Amaranthaceae. Bases 1 to 1191 code for a protein of 396 amino acids. Gene Ontology annotation, molecular function: zinc ion binding.